Pyrus x bretschneideri (Chinese white pear) is the source of this 2324-nucleotide messenger RNA. Its product is annotated as GTP-binding protein BRASSINAZOLE INSENSITIVE PALE GREEN 2, chloroplastic. The record is from RefSeq and is a predicted model, not a curated record. Gene Ontology annotation, cellular component: mitochondrion; chloroplast stroma. Gene Ontology annotation, biological process: chloroplast rRNA processing; brassinosteroid mediated signaling pathway. Gene Ontology annotation, molecular function: GTP binding. The transcript has 4 exons. Lineage: Eukaryota; Viridiplantae; Streptophyta; Magnoliopsida; Rosales; Rosaceae. Bases 105 to 2081 code for a protein of 658 amino acids.
CGACCCGGCCCGGUAGGAGCGUUUGGCAAACUGAAGCCGGCGUUGUCCUUCCUUGCAGAUAAUUUUGAGCAAAUUCCCCUCCUCCCUCCUUCCUCUUCAACAAAAUGACGACUCUGUUAUCUACAGCAGCUCUUCCUUCAAUAACAAAGCUCAGCCUGAAGCUUCUCAAUCUCAACAAUGGCGGCAACCUCCAUCCAAAACCUUCUCACCUUUCAGCAGGAUUCAGUUUAGAUAAAAGCAACAAAUUUUCAUUGAUUAGUUGUGCUGUAAAGAAGCAAGAGAGCACUGAAACGACCCAGAAAGUAAAUGGGAAGAUUACACGAAGGAUAGGUGGUGGAAUUGGGAACCCAUUUUUGAGUGAGGGAAGGGAUGAGGAUGAGAGGAAUGGACCGUUUUGCCCUGGGUGUGGGGUGUUUAUGCAAGAUAAGGACCCAAAUGUUCCUGGGUUUUAUCAGAAAAGAAAGAUUAAUGUGUCAGAAUUGUCAGAUGGUGAGGAGGGUGUUGAGGGUGAAUUUGAAGACUUCGAUGUUGAAGAGGAGAAGGUGGAGGAGGAGUUUGUGGAUGAAAUUGAGGGAAAGUUUGUAGAAAGUGGUGAAGAAGAUAGUGAAUUGGAAAUGGGGGAUGAGUUUGAGUGGGAUUCCGAUGAAUUCGAAGCCAAGUUGUUGGGGGAGGAAGAAAAUGAUUUGGAUUUGGAUGGUUUUACUCCAGCGGGGGUUGGGUACGGUAACAUCAAAGCGGAAACUAUAGAGAAGAUGAAGAAGAAGGUGCCAAAAUCGGAAAAGAAGAGAAUGGCUAGAGAGGCUCAGAAAGAGAAAGAAGAGGUUACGGUGUGUGCCCGAUGUCAUUCAUUAAGAAAUUAUGGGCAGGUGAAGAACCAAGCAGCUGAAAACUUAAUGCCUGAUUUUGAUUUUGAUAGGUUGAUCGCAACCCGGCUGAUUAAACCUGCUGCGAGUGCCAAUCCUGUUGUGGUUAUGGUUGUUGAUUGUGUUGAUUUUGAUGGAUCAUUCCCUAAACGGGCAGCAAAGUCAUUGUUUGCAGCAUUAAAAGGAACUGAAAAUGAUCCUAAACUUAGGAAAAGACUGCCAAAGCUUGUUCUUGUGGCCACAAAGGUUGAUCUCCUCCCAUCACAAGUUUCGCCUGCUAGAUUGGAUAGAUGGGUCCGCCAUCGUGCUAAGGCUGGAGGAGGACCUAAACUAAGUGGGGUGUAUAUGGUUAGUUCUCAUAAGGAUUUGAAUGUCAGGAAUCUGUUAUCCUUCCUCAAAGAAUUGGCUGGCCCUCGAGGGAAUGUAUGGGUUAUUGGGGCUCAAAAUGCUGGCAAGUCCACUCUCAUAAAUGCACUAGCAAGGAAAGAAGGGGCAAAAGUCACAAAGCUCACGGAAGCUCCAGUUCCUGGGACAACAUUAGGGAUCCUGAGAGUUGGAGGGAUCUUGUCAGCUAUGGCAAAGUUGUUUGACACUCCAGGACUUCUGCAUCCAUAUUUGGUGUCCAUGAGAUUGAAUAGAGAUGAACAGAAAAUGGUUGAAAUACGGAAGGAGCUUCGUCCUCGGACUUAUAGGAUAAAGGCAGGACAAACCAUACAUGUUGGUGGUUUACUGAGACUAGAUCUUGUUCAAGCUUCUGUUGAAACAAUUUAUUUGACAGUUUGGGCUUCACCAAAUGUUUCUUUACAUAUGGGGAAGACAGAAAAUGCUGAUGAGACAUGGAGGAAACAUGUUGGUAUUAGGUUGCAGCCUCCAAUUGGCGCAGACCGUGCCGCUGAGAUGGGAAAAUGGGAAGAGAAGGAAAUCAAAGUGUCUGGAGCAAGUUGGGAUGUGAAUAGCAUCGAUAUUGCAGUAGCUGGUUUAGGUUGGUUGUCGUUAGGUCUUAAAGGGGAAGCAACCUUGACGCUGUGGACAUAUGAUGGCAUUGAAAUUACUUUGAGAGAGCCGUUAGUUCUUGAUCGGGCACCAUCUCUUGAGAGACCCGGGUUUUGGCUACCGAAAGCAAUAUCUGAGGCAAUUGGUAACCAGAGUAAACUUGAAGCUCAGAGGAAAAAGCUUCAAAUGGAGAGUGCAGAUUCCCUUUCCGAGGUAUCCAUUUGAAUAGAAGAGAAGAGAAGCUUGAUUGUUCUGCCUUAUUUUCGACUGGCAACAUGAUUCACCUCGUAGCUCUGCAAGUCAGCUUGGCGUUUAAGAGGGUUUUUCGACAGCUCUUUGAGUUUAGUGUUGCGUUAGGUGUUUAUCUUUAUAGGUGUAAUACAAAAUUUGUAAUGUGACGUAAAUGCAAUGUGUAUAUUGAAUCAUUUUUAGGCCGCGAGUUCAAACUAUAGAGCUUUAUCCAGCCAA